UUGAUUUUUCUGUGCAAAUAAAGCCACGAUAAUUGAUACGUUAAAGCGCAUUGCAUGGUUGCUAAGUAUACAUGCCCUUUGAUUUUUCUAUGUAACUAAAGCCAUUAUAAUUGAUACGUUAAAGUGCAUUGCAUGGAUGCUAAGUACUCACGCCCUUUGAUUUCCCUCUAAUUUCUCUCUAUAAAUACAUUUUUGUACUGUUAUGUUUCACACACAUUAGCCUAAUAUAUUGAUCUCAAAGGAUUUCCAGAAUCCUAACUAUUUAGUCAUGGGCGAUUUUCCUACCACCCGUGAUGAAUCAUUAAUCACAAGAUCCAAAAGACAUUUUACUCCAGAUAAUUUCCUACUAAAAACAGAGUCAUUCUCUUUACUGUCCAAGUCUGGGCUAGAGUACAAGUCCGAUAUUUUUGAAGCUGGCGGGCAUAAAUGGAGGUUGUCUCUCUAUCCAAAAGGAAUUAAGAAGAGUAGGAAUGGUCAUAUCUCCCUUUACUUAGCAAUCACUGAGACGGGAGAAUUUCCUCUUGGUUGGGAAGUUAAUGCCAGCUUCAAAUUGUUUGUAUUUGAUCAGAUACGGGACGAGUACUUGACAGUUCAAGAUGCUGGUGGUGGUGGUGGUAUCAAAAGAUUCAAUGACAUAAAUAGCGAAUGGGGAUUUGCCAAAUUUCUUCCCCUUGAUACCUUUAAUGAUGCUUCUCAAGGAUACCUUGUCAAUAACUGUUGCGUAUUUGCUGCAGAGGUUUUUGUUCAUGAACACAAUGUCAAAAGGCAGUGUCUUUCCUUUAUUGUAGAACCCUAUAACAGCACUUUGACUUGGAAGAUUGAAAGAUUUUCGACACUGAAUGAAGAAUAUUAUUUUUCUCAAGAAUUCACUGAUCGAGAUUCAAAAUGGAAGUUAAUGUUCUAUCCCAAAGGAGAUUCUACUGUAAAAAAUCCAGCCGUAUCAGUCUACUUGUUCUUAUGCGAUUGUCUUCCAUCAGAGCAAAAUGUUUUUGUAGAAUACAAGCUGCGCAUAAGGGAUCAAAUCAAAGGAAAGCACAAAGAAAAUAGAGGUAAAUCAAAUAUUUUUAUCAUUUUCUUGUCAAUGUUGGGAGUGAAGGGUGAUUAUUUUCAACAUACGUACCAUAUAGUCAAACUCAAGGGUUUCUUCACUAUGGAUGUAUUACCUGCUGAAGAUUGGUUUUCUUCUUCAAAAGGCUUGGGUUAUCCAGAAUUUUUGCUCCUAAAGGAUCUCAAUGAUGCAUCAAAAGGGUUUCUUGUGAAUGAUACUGUACUUGUAGAAGCAGAGAUUAUAGUGAUCUCUAAACUUAAGUAGUUAAAUAACAGCACAUACUUAUCAGAUGCUAUCAGAGAGCUACAUUUGGUGAUACUGUGGGACCAUUAUUAAUGCAAUUUUAGAUAUAUUUAUC
Molecule: messenger RNA, 1406 nt
Organism: Quercus robur (English oak)
Lineage: Eukaryota; Viridiplantae; Streptophyta; Magnoliopsida; Fagales; Fagaceae
Exons: 6
Coding region: 269-1312 (347 amino acids)
Molecular function (GO): protein binding
Source: RefSeq, a predicted model, not a curated record